Messenger RNA from Aspergillus neoniger CBS 115656, 288 nucleotides. RefSeq lists its product as uncharacterized. NCBI's taxonomy places the organism in Eukaryota, Fungi, Ascomycota, Eurotiomycetes, Eurotiales, Aspergillaceae. The record is from RefSeq and is a predicted model, not a curated record. The annotation marks the transcript as partial. The transcript has a single exon.
AGUGACACGUGUCGCGAGGCAGUUCCUUACGCUAAAGUAGCACUUGAAGGCUAUGCAUUCACCGGCGCAGGAAGGUCAGGCUACCUGCAUACGCAGCAUCCAGUGACAGGGAGUGUCUUUGUGGUACGCACCGAUGGCUGCAGUAGUAGCACAGGGCAAACCGGAGCCCAAUCUGAUAACGGCAAGGGCGGCCGGCGACGCCGGGUGAGUUUUGUUCUUAUUGGAGUGGCAGCAUAUGCUGGAUCGGGAAUCGUCCCACCUAGGGCCUGUCUGGGGUCGUUCGCUUGA